GGCUGCCCCGAAGCGGCUGCGAGAUGCGCUCGGAGAAGGAGGCGGCUGGUGGCGCCGGGGCGACCGGGGCUGCAGUGGCAGCUCGAGGCUCGAGUGGGAGGGAGAAGCCGUCAGCGCCCACUCCCCGCGGGGGGCCGGCCAUGGAGGUCCAGUUCCGCUGGGAGUCGCCGCGGCGAGAGCCCGAAAUGCCGUCUGCCUCCGCCUCCAGCUGUAGGGGUGGUGGGGGCGGGGCGGGCAAACCUCGCGAGGAGAAGAGGACGGUUCUGAGCAAGGUUGUCAUACGGCGGCUUCCUCCCAGUCUCACCAAGGAGCAGCUGGACGAGCAGCUACAUCCGCUUCCUGCACACGACUAUUUUGAGUUCUGUACUGCCAAUCUUAGUCUUUAUCCUCAUCUCUACUCAAGAGCAUACAUUAAUUUUAGAAAUCCUGAUGACAUCCUUCUUUUUAGAGAUCGUUUUGAUGGAUAUAUCUUCAUUGACAGUAAAGGGUUAGAAUACCCUGCAGUAGUAGAGUUUGCUCCAUUCCAAAAGAUAUCCAAAAAGAAGCUAAAGAAAAAAGAUGCCAAAACUGGAAGCAUCGAAGAUGAUCCAGACUAUAAGAAGUUUUUAGAAGUGUACUCUAUGGAAGAAGAGAAAACUAGUGCCAAUCCUGAAACUCUUCUGGGAGAGAUAGAGGCAAAGACAAGAGAACUCAUCGCUAGAAGAACCACACCUCUUUUGGAGUACAUUAAAAAUAGAAAAUUAGAAAAGCAGCGAAUUCGAGAAGAGAAGCGAGAAGAACGAAGGAGGAGGGAGUUAGAAAAGAAACGCUUGCGGGAAGAGGAGAAAAGAAAAAGAAGAGAAGAAGAAAGAUAUAAAAGAAAAGAGGCAGACAAACAAAAGAAAAUUGUUGAGAAAGAAAUAAGGAUCAAGCCUGCUUUAGGUAUCAAGCUUAUACCGGCUUCAUGGAAAGAGUUUGGUGUUGCCAAUCCCCGUCCCAAAAUGGCUACAGUGAGCGAAUGCUCUAGAUGUAGUCAGCUUCUUAAGAAACCAGAAAAGGGAGAGGAGCCAGCCACAGAGAAACCAAAAGAAAGAGGAGAGGAAAUUGAUAUUGGAGAUGGAGAAUGGGAAAAAUUUCCUAGCUGUGCAGUCAUAAAAUCCAAGCGCUUAGAAAGCUCACUGAAGGAGCUCAAGGAAAAGAGACCUGGGAAGGGAGGAGGAAAAAAGGAUAUGAAAUAUACCCAAAUCGGUCCCCAAAGACUUGAGUUGAUUAGGACCGGCCAGCCAUGCAGUUAUACCAGCCAGGCGCUCGCACCCGAGCCCGUUUGGGCUCUACAAGUAACGCCUGUGAGUGUGGUGGGAGACCCGCCGAGGAGAGCGGUGAUGGGAGGAAGCGUGAGGCAGAAGCCUCAACCGGAACUGUGUCUAAGAAGAGCGAAGAGGUGGAGCAAACCCGUGUGUAAGCCAAGCUUGUGAGGGGUGUUCACUUCCUGUUCAGUUUUCCAGAGAUUAGAAGGGGAUUUCCUGACGUAUAUCAGUCACCCUAGGAUAUAACCUAGGGUGCAAGGUAAAUGUAUCCCUUACAAGGAGACUAGAAAUAGACAAAGGUGGCUUACAAACAUCUAGAAACCAUCCUUAAGAAAGAAGUGUUUUGUUUUUUUUAAUUGAGAAGAAUUGUUCCUGGUUUCCCGUUUCCAGAAUAAACUCGUGUUUACUGUUUAGCCAAAAUAGAGAAAAUGAUCUCUUUUGAAAAGUAUGACCAAAACAGGGAAGAAAAUUAGUAUUGUGUGAAUGUGAAUUCAGAAGCCCUGUAUACAUUGUAGGAAUAAUUUGCAUGUUGUGUUUUACACAUUUGUAGGCGUAUCAUCUGUAGGAAUUGUAUCUCAUUGUACUUCUUGUUAGUUUUCUAUAAGCCAUAGUGUCAGUGAGGUGAGCAAUUCUCAUUUCAUUUUAUUCUUUGUAAUCACCCACUUCUGCACCUUCUGUUAUAAGCAUCCCCAAGUUUUGUUAUUUUUUAGAAUAGUCCCUCUAAUACAGUCCAUAAUACUCUGUAACAUCCAACAACUUUAAAUUCUUAUUAACGGUUUGGCCAUUGACAUGAAGAACUGUGUAAUGGUCUUUUGAUGUGCUCAUGGUUUAUACCCAUUAUGCUUCUAGGAUUUGCUGAAGAUAACAUAAAUGUCAUUAUUUGGGGGCGGGGAUAACAUAGAUACAGCAUCUAGAAGCUCUCUUUUUACAGUCUGAAGCAGCUUUCUUUUUAAACAAUUUAGUGUAUCCUUCUGAAACUAUGCAAUCUACAGUAUUUUUUUCCUUUUAGUGAAAUGUUUAAAUGUUAUUGUAUUUUUGGCAGUGUGCUUUGAGCCUUUUAUUAAAUAAAAGUUUCUGUUGCUAUGGAUUUUAAGUCGUUAUGGUCAUUUUCCUACAUAGAACUUUACGUAGUAAAAGAUUGCUUUUUAAAAUAUGGCUUUAAUUCUCUGAAUAUUUUGCUGAUUAUAUCCA
Messenger RNA from Loxodonta africana (African savanna elephant), 2477 nucleotides. It is a transcript of the gene UPF3A, whose product is annotated as UPF3A regulator of nonsense mediated mRNA decay. The record is from RefSeq and is a predicted model, not a curated record. The coding region runs from base 24 to 1454 and encodes 476 amino acids. Gene Ontology annotation, biological process: nuclear-transcribed mRNA catabolic process, nonsense-mediated decay; positive regulation of translation. Gene Ontology annotation, cellular component: cytoplasm; nucleolus. The transcript has 12 exons. Lineage: Eukaryota; Metazoa; Chordata; Mammalia; Proboscidea; Elephantidae. Gene Ontology annotation, molecular function: telomeric repeat DNA binding.